This is a messenger RNA of Cladocopium goreaui, 1422 nucleotides long. NCBI's taxonomy places the organism in Eukaryota, Dinophyceae, Suessiales, Symbiodiniaceae. The record is from the annotation of a GenBank genome assembly.
AUGUCUGUAUUUUUUCCUCUCAACCAGAAACAAGUGACAACAGGAAGAUGCCCACAACAUGACACAUCCCAGGCCAAGCAGAGCUGUCGUGAGUUGGCUCGAGAUUUGGAUGUUUUGGCCAAUGGUGCCGCCGCAUCGCAGAGCCAACUUUUGUCGCGGAGGAUGCAGCGGCAACCGGCGAACCCGUUUUUGGAGCUGCUGCCGCUGAUGACCGACGCGGAGAACUCGGUCUUGUGCAAAGGAGUACCACCAGAGGACACCCUGCCAUUGCACUCAAUGAGCUUGAACGUGAAAGACCCAGAAGGUGUACAGACUGUGGAGAUUGAUGAAGCUGCAACUCUGCUGGCGCAGCGGUAUCCACAGUUUGCCAGAGGGCAAGUGAUGGAAAUCCUGCAUGCCCAUACACGGACAGUUCUGAAACCCGCGGGCGAUUGGUCCAUUGCGAUGAGUGCUGGAAGUAUGUCUGCUUUAGAUCAUGCCAUCGGCAUGUUUUUGAACCCUGGUGAUACCAUCUUGAUGGAAGAGUACACAUUCCUAGCUAUGGUCGAUGCUUGCAUGGCUGCUGGACUGAACCUGGUGCCAGUGCCUUGUGAUGAUGAUGGAAUCCUACCGUCCGAGUUGGCACCCUUGCUGCCUGGGGCCAAGGUGCUGUACACCGUCCCAGUGGGCCACAAUCCGCUGGGCACCCGAAUGGCGCCUGAACGAUAUCAACAGGUCUAUGACCUCUGCGCUGCUCAUGGAGUGACGAUCGUGGAAGAUGAUGCGUAUUACUACCAGCAGCACAACUCAAACGAUGAAAAAGCGGAUGAUGAUGCCUCUGCUGUGGCUGGACUGGAACUGGGAAUGAACUUCGUUUCCAUUGAUCGCCAAGGCCUCGUCUUCCGCUUGGACACCGUCUCCAAACUUCUGUCACCAGGUUUCCGUUUGGGCUGGGUGACUGGCCCCAAGCACUUCAUCAAGGCCUUUGAGGAUUUGUGCUAUGUAAGCAGCCAGUCGGGAUGUUCAAUGUCAAUGAUUUGCCUUGGAAAGCUAUUGGCCCACUGGAAGACUGAUGGCUUACAGGCUCAUUUGAAGCGUCUGCAAUUGGGUCUUCGUCUUCGGUGUCGGAGCUUGCUUCGUGCUUGCGAGGCGCACUUGCAAGACUUGGCGUAUUGGUCCCGCCCGCAGGCAGGGAUGUUCUUGUGGCUGCGAAUGCAGCGACCCAGAGUUUUCACUCACGAGGAAAUGUUGGAGAGUCUUCAGCGGAACAAGGUUGCGCCAAUGCCAGGAGGUUUUUGCUCACCAGUGCGGACAGGUGACCCGGUGCCGUGUUUUCGGCUGUCCUAUGUCACCCCAAGUGAUGGCUACGACCUGGCAGCUCAAAGGCUUCGCAAGGUGCUUGCAGAGUUGAGCUUGCCCAGCGACGCUGGAGCCGCUGGAUAG